Messenger RNA from Sturnus vulgaris (Common starling), 2276 nucleotides. The record is from RefSeq and is a predicted model, not a curated record. NCBI's taxonomy places the organism in Eukaryota, Metazoa, Chordata, Aves, Passeriformes, Sturnidae.
GUUAUACAAACUUAAUCUGUGAGACCUUCCUGUCAAAUCCUUAUCCUUCCCUACAGAGACUGAAGGCUCAGACGUGGCAGCUGCACAACCCUGAGUAAACCACGUGUAACUUCCUCUUCCUCCUUGCUCUGGGUGUGCUUCAGGCCUCUGAGUAAGAGUGAAGGCACUGAGCUUCUUCCAAGUGCUUUAAUACCUGUUCAUAACUCAUUUCAUCCUGGGUGUGCCUCCAUUUCCCACCCACCAGGGGAAAGUGUAAAAGUUCCCUGCUCCACAGGGCUGGCAGAAAUCAUUUUUGUCACAUUUGGGAAGUGCUGAGUAGGGAGAUGAGCACUGCAAAAAUAAAAUAAAUAAAUAGAAAUUAAGGGAUACAGCAAAAGUGUUAAUGUGGGCCCAAAAAUGUGGUUGUGGGAAGGGACUUUGACAUGUUCUGGUGUGUUCCUUUUCCAGAUGGGCUGGGGGGAUCUGGGAAUUUUCGGAGAGCCUUCGAAGGAAACCCCUAACCUAGACCAGAUGGCUGCAGAAGGGAUGCUGUUCCUGGAUUUUUAUACUGCCAGCCCCCUCUGCUCUCCCUCAUACACACCACAGGAUAUAGUAGGAGGAAUCCCAGAUUCUGAAUUACUGCUCCCAGAGCUCCUGAAGAAAGCUGGUUACACCAAUAAGAUCAUUGGCAAAUGGCACUUGGGGCACCGGCCCCAGUUCCACCCCCUGAGGCACGGCUUUGAUGAGUGGUUUGGGUCCCCAAAUUGUCACUUUGGGCCCUAUGACAGCAGAGAGCGCCCCAACAUCCCCGUGUACAGGGACUGGGACAUGGUUGGCAGAUACUAUGAAGAUUUCAAAAUUGAUCUGAAGACAGGUGAAGCCAACUUGACUCAGUUCUACCUGCAGGAAGCUCUGGAUUUUAUUAGCAAGCAGCAGGCCAGCCAGCAACCAUUCUUUUUAUACUGGGCAAUUGAUGCUACCCAUGCUCCUGUUUAUGCCUCCAAGCAGUUCCUGGGCACGAGUCAGAGAGGGCUGUAUGGGGAUGCUGUGAGGGAGAUCGAUGACAGCAUUGGGAAAAUCCUGAAGCACCUCCAGCAGCUGGGGAUCAGUGAGAACACCUUUGUGUUUUUCACCUCUGAUAAUGGGGCUGCUCUCAUUUCAGCUCCCAGACAAGGAGGAAGCAAUGGGCCUUUCCUGUGUGGCAAACAAACCACCUUCGAGGGUGGCAUGAGGGAGCCUGCGAUUGCCUGGUGGCCCGGCCACAUCCCUGCGGGAGGGGUGAGCCAUCAGCUGGGCAGUGUGAUGGAUCUGUUCAGCACCAGCCUCUCCCUGGCGGGUGUGCAGCCUCCCAGUGACAGACAGAUUGAUGGCAUCGACCUUUUACCUGUCAUGCUGCAGGGCAGGCUAAUUGACAGGCCCAUUUUCUAUUAUCGUGGUAACGAGCUGAUGGCAGUGAGAGCUGGGCUUUACAAAGCUCACUACUGGACCUGGAGCAACUCCUGGGAGGAGCACAGCAAGGGCAUUGAUUUCUGUCCUGGCCAGAGUGUGGCUGGAGUGACAACACACACCCAGGAGGAGCACACUUACCUGCCCCUGCUCUUUCACCUGGGCAGGGACCCUGGUGAGAAGUACCCUUUAAGUUUUGCCAGUGAGGAAUACCAGAGGGCUGUGGAGCACAUCUCAGGGCUGGUGCAGCAGCACAAGGCCAGCCUGGUGCCAGGCCAGCCCCAGCUCAACGUGUGUGACCAGGCUGUCAUGAAUUGGUCCCCUCCAGGCUGUGAGAAGCUUGGGAAAUGCCUGAAAGCACCAGAGUCUGAUCCUAAGAAAUGCUCUUGGCCUCACUGAUGGCUGCAGCCCUCCAGAGCUACCCAGAGGCAGCUGGACAUGCAUUUUCCAAUGCCUGCUCCUGUUGGCACUCCUGUUUACACAGGAAGGGUGUGAUGUGUGCAUGAUAUCAUCACUUGCUCUUCCAAAAGGGCCAGUGUUUAUAUUGCUCCUGCUCAGGGUUUAGCCUCUACUCCUCUCUUCUCCCAAUUCUUUCCCUAAAUGGUAACUCCAGUGAAGGAUUGCUUCAGCUGUAAAAGCUCUCUGGACAGCCACGACUCUGCCAUCAGCUCCAAAAUGCCAUGGAUCACUCCUGCUCCUUCCAGCACACCUUGCUCUCUGGGGUGCCCCAACAGGAGCCAUGGGACAGGUCAGGAAACUCAGAGCUGCCAGAGAGCCCUGCCCAAACUGCCCGUGUUUUGUUUGACUGUAACUUGUUUUUUUAACUUUUCAUUUCCAUUGUGAACUUUGGA